CUAGUCUCUGACAUGGAAAAUGUUGAUCAAAUGAUUAUUGAUUCUUCUUUUUCAACUACCAAAGAAUUUCAAAAUUUGUCAGAUUUGGGGCCAAAUCAAAUAAUUGAAGGAGUAAUUCGCUGCCUUUGGAAAUGCAAUCCAAGUACAAUAACAACUAUUCCAAGCUAUAAAAUGCCAGGAAAUGCUGUAGAUCGAUUCAAAAUUGCUACAAAAAUAGCUCAAGAAAUUAAGUCGCUUGGAAUUAAUGAUUCGCAAAUUGGUUAUCAAACACUUUUAUAUCCAAAUGUUUUUGAGAGCAGACGUAUUUUUCUUGCAUUAUUCGAACGAUUACCAAAAGAGAAGGUUGUGGUUGAUGAAAUGAAACGAACCCCAUUGGAGCAGUUAAAAUUUAAUGUUGGUGAAGUUAUUGCUAAACAACUAUCAGAACAUUGGACACCCGAAUUUUGUCGAUUUUAUGAUCUAAAAAGAAUUGGAAGGUUUUGGCAUACACGAGGAGAGGAUACUUUUGGGAGGAAUGAUGAAAAAGAAGAAAAAUCAGUUUUGGAGAAUUUGGAACCCCCAAAAAUUGGAGAGAAACCAAGAUUGCCCCCUAAACCUAAAUUUACCGCCAAACCUACUACAAGUGAGGAACAAAAAGAAAUAUUUUCCUCAGCAAUUCCAUCAACUUCUGAUCAAGUUUUUACUGACAACGAAAAUUUGGCCGAACAAAUUUCUUCUAAACGUUCAAAUUUAUUGGAAAGUCAAAAUGUUCUUUUGAGGCUUCAACAACAAAUUUCUCAACUAACCGACCAAAUCCAAAAUAAACAAGAAACAGCCAACUUGAACGAUAAACGACUUUUAGCUCUUUUGGAGGAAGGGGAUGCUGAGGAGAACUUGGAAAAAUUGAGGAGUUUUGUAGCAACCGCUGAAGAACGACGUUUAGCAUUGGAAGAAAAAUUUAUGGAAGCAAAAGCUGAACUUCUAGAACGAUUAGAAAAUGCUAAAAGUGUUACAAAAGACAACUAUCCCGAAUCCUAUGAUCAAAAUAUAAUUACUGAACUAGAAGAGGAAUUUGAAAGAAAGAAAAGAAUUCAGGCAAAAUUGUUAAAAGAAUUACAAAAAUCCUCAACAUCAGAAAAUAAUGGAAUUAAAUCAGAAAAUCGUAAAAAGAUGUUAGACAAAAUUUUGGAGAUUAAUGCAAUGGUUGUGAAACAAAACGAGCAAAUAAGAAAGACAGCCUCUUCUGUUCAACAAAUUCGCCGAGAAAUAGUUCAACUUGAUGGAAUACUUGAUCGAACAUUUACUGCUGUAGACAGAUGGAUUGGUGCAAAUGGAAAUGUUUUUGGUAGUGGAAUAUCCUCUUCAAUGACUUUAACACAAAAAGAAAAUAAACAAAUGGUUAUAAUUAGAAGACAAAGAGCUUAUAAAUUGCUUGUAAAAACUCAUGAACAAUGUGCCCUUAUUACCAGUGCAAUACAAACCCAAGGAGAAAUGGAAUGCCAAUUAGAUGAAUUAACAAAUAAAAUUGAAUUAGAAACUCAAAAAGGAGUGGAUGGACAACUUGAAAGAUUACUAGAUGAUUUAAUGGUUAUUCGUGCAGAAAAUAGGGAAUUGGAAAGAAGAAUAGAAAAUGAAGAGGAAGAAAAUGGAGAUGAACAGGAAGAAGAAAAAGGUGUUUAAAUAUAAAAAUAUGGUCGGAUCUCAUUUAAAGAUACCCAUUCUCGAUUAGAUACCUUCUACUUUCAUUAGCGGAAGACCCCCUGUUGAUAUCCCCCUCAAUACAAGACACGGUUUUCAGCCCCAGCCCCUGGCUACGCCCUUGCUUUCUGUUUAUUUUACUCCUCAAGACACUCCUCAAUUUGAAACUUUUUUAUAAUCCUUUAUCUAAUAUCAGUGGCCAACCCACUUCUCUC
Messenger RNA from Meloidogyne enterolobii, 1892 nucleotides. Lineage: Eukaryota; Metazoa; Nematoda; Chromadorea; Rhabditida; Meloidogynidae. The record is from the annotation of a GenBank genome assembly.